AUGCAGGUGGAGAUGUCUUACAGGCAGCUGGAGACAUGGGCCGAGAGUUCAGGAUCUGUCCAGAAGGGUCCGUGCCCAGCCCAGCCCGAUUGUGAUUGCUGCCCGCUGGGUUAUCAUCAGUGGUGGCCCCAAGUCCCAGGGAACAUUUUUAACAGUUUCUGCCGGCAGCCACCCUCAUCAGUGACGCCAUCCAUCCUGGAGUCCCUGACGCUGUCCACAGCCAUAAAGUGUAUCCACAGAGGGGCUUGUGCUCUGCAUCUGAGCAUCAGUGCUAGCCUUAUCAUGGAAGAAAGCCUUCGAGGCCUGGAGAUCUGCCUGCUGUCCCUGGACACACAGGAGACAAGGUGUCACAGCACCAGGAUUCCCAAGGUUUCCAGCCGGAAGAUAGUGGGCAGAACGCUCCAGGUACAUUCUGACUGUUUCGAGGUGAGUGUUGCUCAGCACCUUUACGUCACCCUGAAGACCAUCCCCUAUUACUGUGAGGUCCAGAUCAGCCGUGAGUACCAUGUAGAAGACUGUACAGAUGCUAAUGUGGGCAGAAACAUCCCAGCCUGUUUUGCUGGGAUGCUCAAAUACAAUGUUGACCAUGCCAAGAAGGCCAUCGAGGUGCACUUUGCAGACAUCCCCCGGAGUCAGGCCUAUUAUGUCCGGCUAUGUCUCAAGUGGUUUGCUUGUGAAGACUACAGCCCACCAGUACUGGUGAAUGUGGAGCAGCCUGGGAAGGCGGUGGCCCUGAAGUAUUCACAGCUCCUGCCGUGUCUUUGUAUCGAGGGCUGGGCUGCUGUCCCUGAUGCAGUGAGAAUCCAGAUCUGUCCCUUUGAAAAUGACACCAGAAUCCUGUGGGAUUACAUCUUCUACAACUCCUUCACCCGAUCCUUGAGCUGGGAACCUCCCUGCCCUGUCCAGGCCCAAGUCCACCUGUGUGGGAUGUCAGAGAUGGGUGAUCUGUGCUGGGAGCUGAGCCACACAGGCCGGAUAGUCCCAGGCAAUGUACAUUACUCGCAGGUAGACCCACAGCCGUGGCUUUGCAUGAAGUUCACAACCCUACAAGGCUCUUGGGUGAGAUGUCCUUUUGCUGAUGGAAACUUUCCAGGCUGGAAGAUGAAGAUUCAUCAGUUACCGGACAAGUUCCGUGCCGCCUUCAUCUCAAGGAGCCCAGCCAGCUUCCAGGUGCAGCUGUGCAACAGGACUGAACCUUUCCGUUGCUAUAUGCUUGGGACCAUCUCUGUGGGAUCACAGGGAGAUACAGACGCCAUAGCCCACGUUGACAUCCCAGAGGCAGAGGUCUGCUCCCCAGAUAUCUGCAUCCAGGGCUGGAGGACAGAUGUGGAUUACUCAGUUCCUGCACAAGUGUGUGACAUCAGAUGCAACAGGUCCUACAGGAGGAAGCACCAAAGGCCACAUGACUCUCCUAUCACCAUUCACAAGUGGGAAAGAAGAGCUCCUGCAUCUCCCUAAGGACAGAGGCCAGUGCCCACCUCCCUUGCCAGAGCUCUGGCCUCUUCUGGGCAGCACCAGAGCCUCCUUGCC
Trichosurus vulpecula (common brushtail) is the source of this 1530-nucleotide messenger RNA. It is a transcript of the gene IL17REL, whose product is annotated as interleukin 17 receptor E like. The transcript has 17 exons. Gene Ontology annotation, molecular function: interleukin-17 receptor activity. The coding region runs from base 1 to 1458 and encodes 485 amino acids. Lineage: Eukaryota; Metazoa; Chordata; Mammalia; Diprotodontia; Phalangeridae. The record is from RefSeq and is a predicted model, not a curated record.